Messenger RNA from Daphnia pulicaria, 572 nucleotides. RefSeq lists its product as uncharacterized. Lineage: Eukaryota; Metazoa; Arthropoda; Branchiopoda; Diplostraca; Daphniidae. The record is from RefSeq and is a predicted model, not a curated record. The coding region runs from base 44 to 487 and encodes 147 amino acids. The transcript has 2 exons.
ACAAUCAACGCCUUACACAUUUCUCUUGACGGACUUUGGAGUUAUGCACGCACUAACUAAGCAAUUCGCAACUUUUCACUUCAAGUCGUUUAACUCCUACACCAAGUGGUUGAAUUAUUAUUCAUUAUUGCGUCGAUCCCCGUUAUUGAACAAGUUCCCCGCGAUGAGUAACAGCCAAUUUCAGUCAAAGUUAUGGAUCUGUUUGCUAUUGGCAUUUUGUUGGAAUUGGAGGAUUUCUUGCGCAGCACAAGAUCAAGUUGGAUUGCACCACUCGGAAGGGACAACUGGAUCAGGGAAAGGCAUGCCAUCAAAUGACGAUUUGAUCGACUAUGACUUUGACAAUCCGGAAGAUUACCGGGAAAUUGAUUACGACAGCAGCCACAACCCAAUCCUGGGGAUGGUGCGAAGCUCUUCUUCACACCCGAUAUCGUUAAGCUUUUCCUGUUUGUCAUCACUGAUCGUCAUUUUUCUUCAUUACCUCUUUUAAAAAACAAUUCAAUGAAUCAUGAAUGUCGGAUGAAUGUGACCAUAUUUUGCUAUACUACAAAUACAAGUACAUAACUGAGUCAAAA